This is a messenger RNA of Vigna angularis (adzuki bean), 1324 nucleotides long. RefSeq names its product phosphoglycerate mutase-like protein 1. The transcript has 10 exons. Bases 183 to 1007 code for a protein of 274 amino acids. The record is from RefSeq and is a predicted model, not a curated record. Gene Ontology annotation, molecular function: phosphatase activity. Gene Ontology annotation, cellular component: cytoplasm. NCBI's taxonomy places the organism in Eukaryota, Viridiplantae, Streptophyta, Magnoliopsida, Fabales, Fabaceae.
AAUAAAGAAUUCAACACUGAUGGUCAUUGUCUAUCAGAAAGCCACCUGACGUUGGUUGAAUUGUAGAUAUGUAGUAAACAAAACCAUAUAUUUUUCUUUAGCUAGAAAAUAACUUAAGCUUUUUAAGUCCUUUUCCCCCUUUAUGCUGUUGUGUUGGCUUGCAACUUUUUGGGGAUUAAGGUAUGGAUAGUGCUGCAGGUCAAAUUCUCUAUCCUUUGCACCGUUGCAAAACUGUUCAUCUGGUUAGACAUGCUCAGGGAGUUCAUAAUGUUGCAGGAGAGAAGAACCAUGAUGAAUACAUGUCUUACGAUUAUUUUGAUGCACACCUAACCCCUCUCGGUUGGAACCAGGUUGAAAAUCUGCAAAAACAUGUGAAGGCAACAGGACUUUCGAAAACUGUCGAACUUGUUGUGGUUUCCCCAUUGUUAAGGACCAUGCAAACAGCAGUUGGAGUCUUUGGUGGUGAAGUAUACACUGAUGGGAUUAGUGAACAACCUCUUAUGAUGGAAAAUGUCGGACACAGUGAUCAUCUUGCAGUUUCUAGUCUGAACUGCCCUCCAUUUAUAGCGGUGGAGCUUUGCCGAGAGCAAAUAGGACUUCAUCCUUGUGAUAAGAGAAGAACCAUCAGCGAGUACCGGAAUAUGUUUCCAGCAAUUGAUUUUUCACUUAUUGAGAGUGAGGAAGACAUUUUGUGGAAACCUGACGUCAGAGAGAAGGUAGAAGCAGUUUCUGCUAGGGGCCUGAAGUUUUUGGAAUGGUUGUGGACACGUAAAGAGAAGGAGAUAGCAGUUGUUACCCACAGCAGUUUUCUGUUUCAUACCCUUCGUGCUUUUGGAAAAGAUUGUCAUCCGAACAUAAAGAGUGAAAUACGCAAACACUUUACUAAUUGUGAGCUGCGUUCAAUGGUCAUCAUUGAUAGAGGUAUGAUUGGAUCAAGUGAAUCAACAACUAACUUUCCUGGCAAGAUUCCUCGUGGCCCUGAUGUUCCCAGUGAAGCUGCAGACUAAACAUUCUGGGAUUAGGCGGAACAAACUGGACUUUUCAUUAGUAUAUAUGAUUCCUUCUUACUUGCAUUUACUAGCAAGGAUUCAAUUUUUUGUUUGACCGGAACAAACUCAAUCAUAUGACCAUUUUCAAAAUUCCUUUUUCCGGGCCUAAAACAUUGGUAAAGUUAGGUGAUAGAUUUGAAGAUGAUAAGCAGGAUGUGAGACAGGGUUUUUCCGAUUUUAUCCAAGUAUGUUGUAAAUAUGUAUACUUGCUAUGUAUCCAAGAGAACAAAAUAAAGGGCAGACAAAGGUCAAGAACAAAAAGAUUGAGAUAGUAA